UGGAAAUUGGUACCGACAAGAUCAUUUGAGAAUUUUGAGUUCCUGUCGCCAUGAAGGUCCACGGAACAAGGAGUAGGCUAACGACCCAUGUACUCGUGACAGUCGUUCUCCACGUGUGUGUGGUCGUAGCAGCUCCUGGCGGACAGACUGCAGACGACCUGGAAGCACGCGCGGACGACACUUUGGGGCCAGGGCACGACGACCUCACUGCGCCGGCGGUGGACGACCUCGGGGAGUCUCAGCGACUGCGAGAUGAUAAGUUGUUCAUCGCCCUCGUUCAGAUCCAGCCCGACCAGUGCACGACGAAUGACGGCUUCAGCACCCUGGGGACCUGCAUGCCUGCCAAGGACUGCACCAACUCCGGGGGGACGGCGUCGGGGACCUGCGCUAAGGGCCUUGGAGUCUGCUGUCUGGUGACGAGGAGAUGCUCCUCCUCCUCGAGGUUCAACAACACCUACUUCGUGAACCCAACCAACGACACAGCCCUGGGCGCCUGUACUCUCACCAUCAACCGAAUGAACUCUAACAUCUGCCAACUUCGCCUGGACUUCGUUUACUUCGAUCUCUCACAACCCGACGCAACGGGACAAUGCUCUGUGGAUUUCUUCACUGUGCAGGGAACGUCGACGAUGAUCUGCGGAAGCAAUACGGGUCAACACAUGUACGUGAACGUGGAUUCCAACGGCGGCGCGAUCAAGCUGUCAGUGGACCGGAGCGCCGCGGCAACCAUGAACCGCCUGUGGAACAUCAAAGUGGCGCAGAUUGAAUGCAAUUCUCGGUUCAGAGCACCAAAUGGCUGCCUUCAGUACUUCACGGAGACCUCUGGCAGCGUCUCCAGCUUCAACUAUGCCACGGCGAUUGUCAACGGCACCCGUCAGAUCCGCAACAUGGACUACGGGGUAUGCAUCCUGCCUCCUGACGGGUACUGUGGCAUCAUCUGGGAGAAGGACCCCACCAAUAUCUACUCCUUCACGGUCUCGGGAGCGCUGGAUGCUCUGGACCCUAGACUUAUAGGCACCACCUACGCCGUCAGCAGGAACUGCACCACCGACUACGUGAUCAUCCCCGGCGGCAUUGAGGACACGGGGCUUCAGAAUGACCGCUAUUGUGGCCUCGGUUUCCCCAACAGCGUGAUGUCCUAUGCCAUGCCUUACGUACUCUACGUGACAACAAACGGGGACGAAACAGGUGACACGCUGAACAGGGGCUUCAGCUUGAAUUACAGGCUGACAACCAUCUGUACUUAAAGGCGCGAAUGGGGGAAAAGGUGAUAAAGGUGAUAAAAGAACAGAGAGACAAAAACGCUACAAAUAGGAAGUUUAGGAAAAGAAGGAAAAAAAUAUUUUUGUUUUUUUUUUUGUUUUUUUUUCUUGUUUACAGUUUUGUUGAUUUUUUAUAUGCUGUUGUUUGUUUGUUAUCAGUGCCUAGUAUUUUUACGUUUGCUCUGAUUACUAAUUCUUACAGGGUAUGACAUUAGGAAAGCCUUUGUUUCAUAAAAGUGAAAGUUAACGGAGAUUGGUUUAGAAAACAUGGCCCAUUUAUGAUGAUUUUUUGAAAGAUAACUCGCUUAAAUCAUCUCAGUUUCCUUUUUCUUUUUGUUUCUAAGAUAUGUUUUUGUUUUGCUUGUUAGAAUAAAGUCUUUGUUUGUGUAUUUAUUUAUUGUUGACCAAUAUCAGUUAUAUGUGAAAUUU
Penaeus chinensis is the source of this 1691-nucleotide messenger RNA. RefSeq lists its product as uncharacterized. The record is from RefSeq and is a predicted model, not a curated record. NCBI's taxonomy places the organism in Eukaryota, Metazoa, Arthropoda, Malacostraca, Decapoda, Penaeidae. The transcript has 9 exons. The coding region runs from base 51 to 1247 and encodes 398 amino acids.